Cladocopium goreaui is the source of this 4209-nucleotide messenger RNA. The record is from the annotation of a GenBank genome assembly. Lineage: Eukaryota; Dinophyceae; Suessiales; Symbiodiniaceae.
AUGGCCGAGAAUGGGCUCUCGGGUCGAUGUGGCCUUGUGGUGGAGAAUCCCCAAGAUCCUCAAGAGUAUGUGGAUGACGGGAAGGAGUAUCCAUCAUUCUGGGAGUGGGAGGAGACAGUAGGAUUCCUCCAACGCCACCAGGACAUGUUCCAGAUCAGAGUGGAUCAGGGAGAGCUAGAUGGGAUCACUUCGAGUGGAUCUGGAAAAGAGAUUCAGUCGGAUCUGAAGGAGAGGCUGAAGCAGACGGUCACGUGGUCAACAUGGGCUCCGGGUCUUAUGGCUGCUCUCAAGGUCGUGAUUCCCAAGGGCACCGAUCUGGGCGUCUCCAAGCGCAGAAAAGUGAAGUACGCCUUGAUCGCGACCAUUCCAGUGCCUCAGUGGCCAAUUCUGGGGGAGACAGAGAUCUCGCCGAAAGACCCAAAGGUAGAUUCAGAGGCUGAUUCUGAGGAGGCUCCAAAGGGGGGAGACGAAGCUCCUCCAGGGGAGGAACAGCCUGAAGCUGUAGUUCCACCCGUGGAAGAGGAAGCGGAUGAACUGCUGCUGGAUCCAGAGCCGAAGGAUCUGAUCCCAGAAGCCGACGCCAAGAAGCGAAAUCGGGCUUGGGAGGACUAUGUGAAAAAGGAAGUCCACGAAAUCUCAAAGGAGGUGGAUCAUGAAUUGGAAGCUCUGCUGGAUCUUCAGCCAGCGGCUGCUGCCGCUGAGGAGAGUGAUGGGUAUGAACCGUCUGUCCUGGAUGAUUCCGAGAAGGUUCCACCCGACUUGGAUGAAGAGAUGCCAGCUCUUAGAGUUGUGCGAGCUGGGGGGGAGUCUUUGCCGACUGGAACCCAAUGCAUAGAUCGGGGGGAGAUCGAGACGUUGCAGAUUGGAACCCAACUCACAGGUUGGGGGGGAGAUCAAAAAGGUGGAUAUCCCAGAGUAUAUGUGCAGGAAAUUAGGUUUCAGCACAUGAACCUCAGAAAAUUGUUGCAGGAACAGGUGAAUUCUGUGGCAGGAACUGAGGCGGAAGGAACAGCACAGGGAUACGUGGUAGGACACGUUGCUGGCCAAGUGGAAUGGCUGGAACAUGACUUGAUCCAUUACUCAGCGAUGGAGGAAGAAAUGGAGAAAUCGCAAGCCUUAGCCGAAGCCGAAAGGGCUAGGGAGUUCAGGAUGGCCGCCUUGGCAGCACCUGAUCAAUCCCAAGGGGACCAGCGGCAUCAGGAAGGAUGCAAACCACCCACAGUGCUCCAGACGUAUACGGUGCCUCUGGCGGCAGUCAAGCAGAAUCUUGACGACUGGGUGGGUCCCAUCAAAGCGGAAUAUCACCAAAGUGACCGAGAGCGGUGCCGUAAAACCUGUGCACGGAUUGUGAUCUGUGGAAACCUGGUGACGAAGGCUCAUGAGGAUGAUGGCAACAAGACUCAGGCGACUCCAGUGACGGCAGCGGACUUGUACGCUGGAGGAGCUGAUGCAACCGCCAUUCGAUGCAUGGUCAGAAAGACCGCCAUGAUGGAUGAGUGGGACAUGGGAGUCCUAGAUAUCAAGGGCGCGUUCUUGCUUGCCCCACGCCGAAGGGAGCAGGAGUGCCUGAUGAUGACCAUCCCACCGAAGCUGCUGGUGCAGGCUGGGAUCUGUCCGCCGGAAGAGCGGUGGGUGAUCCAAAAGGCGAUGUACGGCCUGGAGACCAGUCCGGCCGACUGGAGUAGCUUCCGCGACCAAAGGGUCAAGAAAUUUGAGUGGAGCUCAAACGGUAGGUCUUUCUGGAUGCGUCAAACGGUCGAACCAAAUGUCUGGCAACUCGUGUCGAGCGAGGAGCCAGGAAGAGCGGACUCGGAUGAACGGGUAGAAGGUUUUUGUACCUUCUAUGUAGACGAUGUCUUGGUCUGUGGGCCACCGGAGGUCAUCAAGGGGUGUUUGGACAGGGUGAGCCAAGAGUGGAGCUGCUCUCAAGCAGAGUAUCUCUCAGAGAAAGGUACGCUACGUUUCUGUGGAAUGGAGUCGAAGCUGAACCCUAAGGGCGGCAUCCUCUUGUCCCAGGAAUCGUACACGAGCGACCUUCUGGAGAGGUAUCCCGAUGUGAAGGAAUCGCUGGUUCCGAUUGGAAGGGUGGAAGACGGUGAAGAAUCGCCACCAGAUCCCUCGGACAUAAGAAAAGCGCAGACUCUCGUUGGUGAGCUCUUGUGGCUAAGUACAAAAACUAGGCCUGACGUGGCAUAUGCGGUGAACUGGCUUGGAUCACGGGCAUCAAAGUGUCCAAGGAAGGUGUGCCAGGCAGGAAUGCAAACCUUGGGGUAUCUGAAGCGCACCUUGGGGCACGGGUUGCUUUAUACAAAGUGCCAGGAGGCCGAUCGAGGGCCUGAUGGGAAACUGGCGUUCUGCAGGGAUGCCAACACCUUAGAGGUUCAUUCGGAUGCAUCGCUCGGUGAUUCCGUUGCUGUUUUGGUAGACAUCUUCGAGGAGGUGUGGAAGGUGAAGCACAUGGCUGGUGUGGAACUUGCGGCAGAUUUCCUGACGAAGCCGAUCACGGUGGGAACUACAUGGUCGAGAUUCCGGAGGUUUGCAGGGCUUUGCGACAUGGCCGAGCCGGAGGACCUGGAGAUCUUGAAGAAGAUUGGGAUUUGUAGGGAAUGGGCUCUGAAAGGGCUGACUGCGUUGCGCGCGGGAGCCAUGGAUGCUGCGCCAGCCACUGCCGCGGCUGGUGGAGCUGGUGGUGAUGGUGGAGCCAAGGAAGGCCAACAACCAGAGCAGGAAGGCGAGGACGCCGAGAUGGAGAAGCCGGAGGACACGAAACACAACAUCUGGUUUGACGGCCAGCAGGAGUCGGCCUUACGCCACGAAGCUAUGAAGGCCAGGCAGGCCAGGCAGGCAGCUCGCAGAGAGUAUACUGAAGGGAAACCAGAGAAGCCUGAAGAAGAAACUGAGGUAGCUGCAGACCAUGAGGAAUGGCCGAGCUGGGAAGCUGUCCCAGUGGAAGUGUCAGACGAAGAAGCUGACCCGGGACAGGCCUUGCCUCAUGAGGAGCUGGAGCUGACGGAAGCCAAUGCAGCAGCACAGGGCGCGGUGCCAGAACCAAAGUACCCGCCAAGGGCGAACCCACCAGAGCCAAUGCCAGUGCCGAAGCCAAGCCCAGUGGUGGAGGACACAUCGCGUAGCGUGGCAUCUACGACGCCGGGAACUUCGUCUACGACAGCAGAUGCUGCUUCUGGCUCCGCAGCUGCACCGGCUGGCUACUUCAACAGUCAGGGUGAUCGAGUUCCUCGCCAACGCAUCAACCAAAAUGGUGACCUUGAAGUUUACCGUGAAGAUGGUUUGGUGGAGGUCUUUCCGAACGCUGAGGCUGACCAACAGGAAGAUGGGCAGGAUGACCAGCCUGGAGACAGAAAUCCUCCUGGUGGUGAUGGUCCUCCUGAUCGAGACCCUCCUGGUGAUGGAGGUGGAGCUUCAGGUCAUCAAGGCCCUUCUGGAGGUGAUUCUUCUGAUGAGAACUGGGGGUCUCAGUGGACUCCGAAAGGGAAGGUUGCACCAGAGCCAGAGGGUGAGCCGGGGGUCAAAGCUAUGAGGAUGCCGAGCUCUACUACCAGACCGUGGGGGAAUGUGGAGUUUGCGGCACCACCUCCGCCUGGAGGAAAAGAUCGGUGGAUUGCGGAUCAGGUCUUGGAUGGAUGGCUAAUUCGUUGUCACCGAGAGCCUCACAAGAGAUACUUCCACCCCGUGCACAAGGCUGCACCACUAGCGGCUGAUAACCUGGAGGUGGAUCGAGUGACGAUUGGCUUUGUGACCGAGCCCAAGGAGAAGUUCAUCUACCAGGACCGCUGGACUGAUCCUGUGAGGGAUCAUGGAAGUGGCCAGUGGACAGGAUGGACCUUUUUCAAGGUGAAGAAGCGUGAUGGGCUCAGUGCUGGGAGCGACCUUGGAGCACCACAUGAUCGUGGAGCGCUUCAACCUGGAGGUCGUGAACUACCUGGCGCUGAAGGAGCUCAUCGAGUUUUGCUUUCCGAAAUGCAAGGUUCGGAAACCCUUGGAAGCGUUGUGCCAAGCGCUGCAGUGGCGAAGUCCUAUGCUCCGCUACCAACUUCGAGGGCACCAAGGGCUAAGUCAAGGUGGCAGACUUCAGCUGUGGAAAGGGCUCAGCCGAUCCUUUCUGAUCUCCGACGACGAGAUGGUGGACUAUCUCCUGGAGAAGAGGAACUGAGCGAGCGCAGCUGGAGUGAAAUCAUAGAGGAUGUCUAA